AUGAAGAUUCUUUGGGAAAGCAGAAAUUGGCCUGGAGCUAGUAUUGAACAGUCAAUUUCAUGUCUCAGUUGGGCUCCAUCUUCAAAGGAAGGGAGAGGCCUGUUAAGCGUCGGAUGUGAAACGGGUUCAGUUGGUGUCACUUACACGGAUUUGGGAUCUGAUCAUGAUUGUUACAAACGUUACAAUUUUAAUCUGCGCGGGCAUCAAAGUUCAAUCGCGUUGGUUGCGUGGAAUCGAGCACAAACAAAGCUGCUAUCCUGUGAUGUAAACGGUGUUAUUUAUCUUUGGGCUCCAAAUGAAGAACGGUGGACAGUUGAAUUGGUUAAUGACAGAGGCUUUAAAGUCAGGGAUUUUGAUUGGUCCCCUAAUGGGGCUUCUGCGCUCAUCUGUUAUGAGGACAAUUUUGUGCUUAUCGGUUCUUCAACUGGUCAACGAGUUUGGUCAAAUACUUUUAUUUUUUCAAUUCUCUGUGGAGCGUGGGCACCAAAUUCUCAGGAGCUUGUUUUGGGGCUUAACAGUGGAUCUAUCAACGUGUUAAAUGACCAGGGAACGUUAAUCACAGAACGUAGCCUAUUCCAGGUUGGGGUGCAGCGUGUUGCCUUUUCUUCGAUACGAGAAGUUGACAAGAAUGGGGAUGGAAAGUGGACACUAGCUUGUUGCUCGACUGCUGAUCAAAUACUUUUUCUAAACACAUUUUACGAAGUUGAGCUUGGCUCAUGGCAAGCGCCUGACCCUGUGAUCUUGAUGCGUUGGAGUAAUGACGGUACAAUGUUAGCUGUUGUUUGCAUUCCAAACAGAAUUGUUGUCCUCGACUACAACGGUCGUGCUAUUCAUUCCUUCUCAGCACCCAUUCCAAAUUGUACACUUUCCGCCUUCACCUGGGCACAUAAUGAUCAAGCAAUUGUUGUUGCAGCCAAAGGAUGUGUGGCAACCGGCAGAAUUGUUCGGAAUGUGCCCACCCUUUCUCAACUUGUUUCCUACUCUAUUUGGGAAUUGUUGGGACAAAGUUCUAAAAACAGAUCACUCUUGCCAUUGCCUGAGCGAGAGCAAACGUUAAUUUCCCAAUUUGAUCACCAUAUCAUUCGAUGUCGAAUUCCAAAUAUUGAAUGUCUCUAUGAUGUUGUUUGUCGGCCGAGUGCUUGGCGUUGGUAUUGCACUAUAGUACCUGUGGCUAGAAAGAAUCUGUAUAUGCUCUGUGUUGAGCAUAUGGGCGGAUUUGUACCAAUUUUGCUCGGCCGUCAAACCAAUAGAAUAAUUCCUCAAUUUAUCAUAUCACUGCCGCCGCAUUUACUAGCCAAAUGCAGAGCUGCCGCUCUUCAUGACCAUGUUACACUUCUCGAUGAAUCUUUAACGUCUCCAAGUGUUCUACUUAAUUCCAAUAAAACAGAUGAUUCUUUAUUGUUGAACGCCUCGAGGUCUUCAUCAUUAGCGGCGCCAGUUGUUCGACUACAACACCACAAUUUGUUAGUUGGGGGUCCUUCUGCUCAAGUUGAGGAUGUUGGGCAGGAUGCCUUUCGUCGUGAAAGUAGCCAACGCAAUUCAGUUUGGCGGCGAAGUAAACGCCAAAUUAGACGCUUUGUAAAUCGUCGGAUAACUCCACAACGUAUCGCCACUUCAAUACCUGCUGUUAAAAGAACACCUCCAACGCUUGUCCAUGUUAAUUCCAACGUUUGGUGCACAAGAUUCAAGAUUAACGCUGCCAGUGGGACCAAUUUACCAACUCAAUUAGCACAGGUUUUCUACAAAACUUCUGUGUUACACUUACAACCACGCCAAAUGACUAUAAAUUUGUGUGAUCUUGGCUUGGGUACAAGUACUUCAACAGAAAAUCGGCGUGCGAAGCGUGAACGGAGAGAUCGUCGGCGCUGUGAAUCAGCAGCUCGAGUUCCUCUUGAAGUCCGUCCAGAAAGUCGAUGGAAAACUCGUACAGCAAUAACUGAUGAUGAAAUAAGUGAAGAAGAUAGAAUGUUAUUUGCACAUAUUAUCUCCCAAAACAAAGAAGUAUCUACAAUACAACACAAAAAUGAGUCAAACAACAAUACAGAUGAACAGAGAUCGAAGAAAGUACAAAUUGACAGCCAUUUUUGUGAGGGUGAAGUUGAUAAUGAAGGUGAAUAUGAACUUUUCGGAGAACAUAAUGGUGAAGAAGAAGAUGGAUUAAUGGAUAGUGAACGAGAAUUGUACGAAAAUGUGAUAUCCGAGUUUGAUGGACUACGUCAGGCUGUCAAUACAUAUAUUCUGGUAGUCAUUGUUUAUCAUAAAUUUUCUUAUAAAUUUCUUCAGAAAAUGAAACAAUUUGCUACUGAACUUGAACAAUCACAAUCUGUAUCUAUUCUGGAUGCACCCUCCUGUAAUCCAAAACCAACGUCAUUUGAAGUCAGUCCAACCACCUCAAAAAUACCUGUGGCACCUUCAAUUUCCGUUGUAAAGGAUCGAAAACGUCCAGUUGCGGCAAAGAUAAUGCUGAAACAACAAAAUAAAUGCAAAGAUCAGAGGCCAUCUACUUCAACGAGCCUUAAUCCUUCACCAAAGGAUUUGGCACACAAUAACCGUCCUAAUGUUAGACCCCAGAGUUCUCCGGCGUCUGGUGUCGAAUUGGAUGGGUGGCAUAUACGACUAAAAGAGCUAAAGUUUAUUGACGACGAUGCUCAUCAGCUUUCUACCGGUGAUCACCUAACUUCGCGUCCAACCACACUUACACAUAAUCAGGAUUAUUCAUCCAAUGUACCAAUUUCAUUCUCACAACAGGGCGAUUCAAAUAUGGUGAUGACGUAUACACCUCUUAUGUUGGAAUCAACGUUAAAUAAGCUUGAGCCUCUUCCCUUAGAUACCCAUCAAGAUGGCGUUAUUGAUGCUAACAGUAAAAAUAACAGCCGAAUCUCUCAACUAAAUGAUAUACGAGCUAUUGUAGAUAAGCUUUCUCGAUUAGCUUCCGAGUUAUCUGCCACGCGUCACCAUUCGUCUGCAAUCCACACUAUGGGGCAUUCGCAAAGCUGCCAACGAUCGGGUACAAAAUAUGAAAUGCUUGAAAUUAAACAUGAUUCCACUGGGCAACCUUCACCGUCAAGCAGUUGUUCGGCAUCUGGAGAGGCAUCUCGAUCAAGCCCUCGUAUGCUUUCUCCGUCCGGAAGUCGACACAAAAAUGUGUCGAUUCUAAGGGAGAAAGUCCGAGGAAUUGCUCGUCACAUAGUUCAAUUUGAAGAGUUAAUCCGUAUCAAUGAUCUACUUAAUGAGAUAAGCGGUGAUUUACGACAGCGAGUUCAACAUAUCAAAGUUGUUCUAGGAGAGGAUGAUGGAAGCGAGGAACAUCUGUGCCUGAGCGGUGAACAAGAAUCUAUUCAAAAAAAGAAUUUCGAAAAGGAAUUGCCGGUCCCAACUAAUAGAGGGCGAAAUGAACGACCUACAACUGAUUCGCCGUUUGAGCCUUAUGCCGAAAUUACCGACCAAUCAAAUCGAACAAAAUCUACUUUACAGAAAUGCCUGGAUGAGCUAGAGAGGAAAAAUUCAGGAAAUAGAGAAAAGCCACCAUCAAGUAGAAAACCAGAGGACCCCGGUACCUCGUCAGGGCCAAAAAUGCUCGUUAUGACCAACAAGAGACCCUUUUGGAAUGAGCAAUCGCAAGUUUACCAGUUGGAUUUUAACGGUCGAGUCACUCAAGAGUCCGCAAAGAAUUUCCAAAUUGAAUAUCAGAAUCGGCAAGUUCUUCAGUUUGGGCGGAUCGAAAAUGGUGCAUACACCCUCGACUUUCGUGAGCCUUUCUCAGCAAUUCAGGCAUUCGCUAUUGCAUUGGCUUCGAUAACUCAAAGAUUAAAAUGA
Meloidogyne enterolobii is the source of this 3816-nucleotide messenger RNA. Lineage: Eukaryota; Metazoa; Nematoda; Chromadorea; Rhabditida; Meloidogynidae. The record is from the annotation of a GenBank genome assembly.